AUGUCUCUAUCGAAUCUCAAAGUCCUCGUGUGCGGGGCGUCCAUCGCAGGACCCACCACGGCCUACUGGCUAGCUCGGGCCGGAGCUAGCGUGACAGUCAUCGAACGAUUCCCUCAACUCCGUACGGCAGGACAUAAUGUCGAUAUUAGGCAUCUCGGUUUGAAGGUCAUGCAUCAGAUGAAAGGUAUGGAAGAACAAGUUCUGAAGAAGAAGUUAGAUCUUAGAGGUAUAUCUUUGAAUAUGAAAUUUAUCGUGGUGAUUUAUCGUGGUGAUUUAUCUGAAAUCAUCGUUGAUUUAUCUAUCGACCUUUCUAAUUCCAAAAUACCUGUAAAUUAUGUGUUUGGAGAAGAAAUAUCAUCGAUCACUCCUACUAGUCCUGAACAUGAUGGCGGUGGCGGUGGUGAUGGAGAAAUGGAGGUUGGAUUCACGAAUGGACAACUACCAGAUGGAACAUAUGAUCUGGUUGUAGAUUGCGGAGGAUCCAUGUCCCGUACUCGAGCUAUAGGGAUGGGGUCUGAUUUCUCGCCAAAAGAUCACCUGAAUCCUGUCAAUUCCUGGACGGCCAACUUCUCGAUACCCAAGGGACCCGAUGACAAUACAAAUACUAAUAUAGCAUUAGCUCAUUCUGCUCCUGGUGGACGGGUGAUAUUUUUAGAUAAUACUCAGAAGGAACGCACCAAAGUCGUAGCUACCAAACAGACUACAUCUUCGAAGGAACUUGAAGAUUUUAGACAAGCUCUGAAAGCUGGUGAAUCACAAUUGAAGAGAUAUGUAUAUGACAUGUUCGAAGGAUCUGGUUGGAGGACCGAAGAGAUCUUAGGAGGAAUGAUGAAUUCUCGAUCUAAUGAUUUCUAUGCUGGAGAAUGGUUACAAGUCAAACUUCCUCGACUAUAUUCCCCUAAAGGGAACUUCGUACUAGUCGGAGAUGCAGGUUAUGCACCUGGUCCUACUGGAGCGGGAACUUCGCUCGCUCUGACCGGAGGAUAUAUAUUAGCUGGAGAAUUGAUGAGUGCUCAAAAGGAGGGAAAAGGGAUUAGAGCAGGUUUAGAAGCAUAUAAUGACAGGAUGAGACCUAUCAUCGAUGGUUUGCAGAAGUUACCUCCUUUCAUCAAGACUGCUAUGGCCCCUCAGACGGCUUGGGGGAUCUGGAUUAGAAAUAGGAUGUUUUCGUUCAUCGUUUGGAGUAGGGUAUUGGAAGUUAUGGGCAAGUACAUCGCUCCUGCUUUUGAGAGCGGAGAGAAGUACAAGUUACCGCAGUGUGAUUGGAAGGAAUGA
Molecule: messenger RNA, 1275 nt
Organism: Kwoniella mangroviensis CBS 8507
Lineage: Eukaryota; Fungi; Basidiomycota; Tremellomycetes; Tremellales; Cryptococcaceae
Exons: 2
Coding region: 1-1275 (424 amino acids)
Source: RefSeq, a predicted model, not a curated record